Kuraishia capsulata CBS 1993 is the source of this 1068-nucleotide messenger RNA. RefSeq lists its product as uncharacterized. The transcript is spliced from 2 exons. Gene Ontology annotation, biological process: nucleotide metabolic process. Lineage: Eukaryota; Fungi; Ascomycota; Pichiomycetes; Pichiales; Pichiaceae. Gene Ontology annotation, molecular function: ATP:ADP adenylyltransferase activity; ATP binding. Bases 1 to 1068 code for a protein of 355 amino acids. The record is from RefSeq and is a predicted model, not a curated record.
AUGGUUGGAAUAGAAAUAGAUAGCUUUGAGCAGCUGCGUCAGGUGGACCUAUUCGGUGCCUUGACAAAGACGUUUGCCGAUGCUGAGUCUUCAAACAACCUUGUGUUUGUGAAGUCGAACAGUGAGCUCAUCAGGGAUGAACAAACUGGAAUGAUGUGCGAGUUGAAGAUCGUGCAGGGUUUGGCCUCAAGGCCGAUCAACAGACCAAGCGAUCCCACUUCUUCCGCGGACGGAGCACAGAGAGAGAAAAAAGAGGAAUCCAAGGAAGAAAAAGAGGAGAAACUGGCUCAGGUUCAGAGCAAAAAUCCGUUCUUGUUACCAGAACCAGAAUUGACUGUUAGUGAUGAUCUCUUGAAGGAUUACAGAUUGAUUCUGAACAAGUAUCCAAACAGCCUGGACCAUUUUCUGAUGGUAACCCGCAAGUUCGUACCUCAAGAUACUUUACUUUCACCACUGGAACUUCAGCUUAUGUAUGGAAUUCUGAAGAACCUGAACGAUGCCAAAAACGGGGCCCGUUUCUUUGGCUUCUUCAAUUCCGGACCCCAGAGUGGUUAUUCGCAAUAUCACAAACAUAUGCAAUUCAUGAGAAUACCUGACAACUUUCCAGUGUUUCCGGACUCAGUGGUCAAUGGAGUUGAAGCGUUUUUGCCUGGAGAUCUUGCCCAUCAGAAACAGCCGAUGAAGAACAACGACCUUUCUUUCCAGCAUCUGAUUCUGCCUCUGCCUUCUAAGUUCGAUGAUGACGAAGCAUGUGAAGACUGGUUGUCCAUGGCUUAUAUGGCACUUGUUCGCCGUGCAAUGAACAUAUUCAAGGAUUCAGACCUGGAAUUUGAAAAGAUUUCGUACAACUUCCUGAUCACCGACAGAUGGAUGAUGCUGGUUCCACGGAGGUUUGCACAUCACGGCGUCAUUUGGAUCAACUCGCUUGGAUUUUUGGGAUUGUUUUCAACCAAAAAUGAGGAGACCAAGCAAGUCAUUUUGGAUCUAGGAUUCUCAACAAUACUGAAGGAGGUGGGGUUUCCUAACGAUGGUCAGGAACACCAGCCUGGUCCCAACGAGGCCUAUUAA